GGUUAGAUAAUCCAGUCUGGGACCAGGCUGUGACUUCAGGCUGACGUGCCGCUCCAGCCCAGCCCAUCCUGCGAUGCAGCGCCGCUGACGCUGUCCGCUCCGCAGUCUGUCGGUGAGAAAACAAGCCUCGCUCCUCCACAGCUGCACAUGCGUUUCACCGAGAACAACACCACCGCCAACCCCGGAGACGAGAUGUAUCACUCUGACCAUGGUGUAGACUUCCCUGACCUCUCCUUCCAAAUCCCUGGCUGCCCUGCAGAGAGAGGCCCAGCAAACAGAGUGUGAAUACAACUGCCAACACACCUCGUUUCAGCCUCCCCCCCUCACCCGUACAGGGCCUCGCUCAGCUGCUGCAGCUCCAGUCCCUCCCUCGCUCCUCAUAGGCCAUGGACAGCCCUCCUAAACUGUCUGGUGAGACGCUGAUUGUGCACCACAUUCCCCUGGUGCACUGUCAGGUGUCGAGUAGGCGGCAGGGUGGCUGCGGGAGCUCAAUGAAGAGGACCAACCCUUUUAGCCCACCAGAGAACCUGGGCUUGAGUCGCACCACUUCCCUUCCGGAGAGAGACGUCCUCCAGAGAGAAGCUCUCCUCUACAGCAGCCUGAUCCAGACCUCUAGUGGCUCCUGGUCCUCCCACAAUGGAGGAAGAGAAAGAAAGGGUGGCGGGAGAGGCGGCAGCACAGCCAGCGAUGAUUCAUCAUUUGCCUCGAGCAAUUCGGAGGACCAGCUGAUUACAGCGCACACAUUACCCAGAGCCAAACCGAGGAACAGGAAUCCAUUCCGUCACAAUCCUUUUCUGCUGAAUACCGAAGAGGACGAGGAUGACGAAGGGGAAGAAGAUGACGGUGACAACCUCAGUGGUUACCUUGAAGACUCUUCCUUUCACCUUCACAGUGACGCUCACUCUGCUCUCAAUGACGGUUUGACUUCCUUCCAUUUGCACGACCUUGGUUUUGCUCCCCAGCCCUUCCUCCUUCACAGCUCAGUGGGAGGAAGUAGUGGGGAGUCCCUGAGAGGUGGCGCCUCGGAUCUUUCAAACCACCUAGAAGACCUCGAAAUUUUGGAACUUGCCAGUCAACGGCGCCAUGGAAGCAGUGGCUCCAACAUGUCGAUGGACUGCGGAGAUCAAGAUUGGGGUGAUGACGACGAAGAAGACGAAGAUCAUCCGAUGAGGUGUGGGAGAAGCAGCAAGACGGGCUCCUACUCUUCCAGCUCUUCCACCCAGCACUGCUCCUGCUGUACUCUCUCCCAGAAUUACCCUCGGCACUUCCCCGAGGCGUUCUCCGAGCCGUUCUUAGAGUGCCAGCAAGGCUACGGCAGCGACUCCUCCUGCAACAGCUCCGAUGGUGUGCUCGUCAACUUCAGUGCCAUCUACAACAAGAUGAACAACAGCGUCCCAGAGAAGCCACCAGUCUCCGGUCCCACCAACCUCAACAGCUCCACCGACCACUCCUGCACCUCAUCUGCUUCCGAUCUACCAGGAAACCGAGACUCGACUGGAGGGGCUUUCUAUUUGGACCUUCACACUUCUCCAACCGAACCUCCCCUAUCUCAACAACUUGGAAACACAUUCCCUCUCAUCCGUGAACCACGCCUGUCCUCUUCCUCCACCUGUUCCUGCUCAGUGGAGCACCAGGGGGCUCUUGACCUCGAUGCCAACUGCAACUCCUACCACCCUCCUCACGCAGGGUCCUCUGGCGACCUCGCUUCUUGUCUCCAGAGUCAGGCACGACUGGUCGUCGCCACCCAGAACUACUACAAACUGGUCACGUGCGACCUUUCGUCGCAGUCGUCCCCGAGUCCCGCGGGCUCCUCGGUUCACAGUUGCUCAGACGAACACAGCAAAGGCAGCCCCACCCCGACUCAGCCGAGUGAGUACUUCCUCUUCAGGCAGCAAGCUUACGAGGAAGGAGUGGAGGAAGAGGAUGAAGAGGGAGAGACAUCUAGGGAUGAUGAUAAUGAUGAUAAUAAUGACAAUGAUGAGGAGAAGAAGAAGAAUCAGCAGGGAGCUAAAGCUGGUCCUGUGAUUGAAGGCCAGGUGUAUGUCAACAUUUCUCCUCCUCUGUCUGGUCGGGGCGUUAUUGGAGCGUCUGCAGGAAGCCGUCCACGUUCUCGCAGCUACGAUCGCAACCUGGACAAGUCUCCGUCUCCACGGCUCGGCUCGCUGGAGCGGAUGCUGAGCUGCCCCGUCCGGCUCAGCGAGGGCGCUGCCGCGACCCCACCUCCUCCUCCGAGGGUCACCUCCUUCGCAGAGAUAGCUAGAAGCAAACGAAGAAAUGGAGGAGCGGGUGGAUCGCCCUCGGUGAAGGCUGCUUCAGACGCCGUCUCCUCUCACUCGCACUCCUCAGUGGACUUUUCUCCGAUCCUGGAGCAGCGUGUCGAGGCUGACAGUCAGGCCCUGUCGCCUGUACCCUUUACCAGAUGUUACAGUCAAGGCAGCAUAGAGCGACACCUGGAAGGGGGGAGAGAAACCCGGGCCAAGGCAGAAGGUGGUCUCUCCAGUUCUGCAGACAGCCGCUCAGCAGUGGUCCGCUACAGCAAGGACCAGCGGCCCACGACCCUUCCCAUCCAGCCCUUUACCUUCCACCACCAGUUUGCAGCUAAAGCCCCCCAGCCCAAGCCCCUGGCGCCCCUGCUCACAGGCUACAUCUCUAGCAUGCAGGCCCGCUCCAGCUUGGGCUCAGGCUCUGGGUCUGGAGGUCCAGUCGGGGAGGACGGCGACGACGCAGCUGAGAAAGUCCACAGCUUCCAGGGUUCUCUCAUCACAACGGCUCCUCCUCCUGGAUCGGUUAGGCCCUCGCCUCUUGGGAGUUACUCCCCGGUCCGACUCCAGGGAGCACCCAGCUCCGGGACCUGCUCCACCUGCACCCCCAGCCCUAAGCCAACGCACAGCCUCUCCUGCCCCCUUUCAGCCGGCCUCGGCCCCCUGCAGACCCCGCCCACGAUAAAACAGGCGGGGGCAUCAGCGCCGUUACCCCCUACUCCUCCUCCUUCAUCACUGGGGCUGAAGAGAGGGGCGGUGCCACCAAUGCUGCCAGCAGUGCAGGGACACUGUUUCCGCCGUGGAGGGCUGCCCGGCUUACCAGCGCUUCACAGUGACUCUCUGAGCCCACUGGGCUGCCUCGACUCUGCAAAGCACGAGGAGGGCAACAAAGGGCACGCAGCCAGGACACAUAAUGCUCUGGUGAAAGCCGUGAACACUGCAGUGGAUCUGAUCGUGGCUCACUUCGGCACCAGCAGAGACCCCGAUGUUAAGGCAAAGCUCGGGAACAGCUGGGUGAGUCCCAACGUGGGUCACCUCAUCCUGAAGUAUCUGUGUCCGGCUCUACGUGACGUGCUGCAGGACGGUCUGAAGGCCUACGUGCUGGACCUGAUCAUUGGACAGCGCCGCUGUCAGCCCUGGAGCCUCGUGGAGGCGUCCACACAGCUGGGCCCGUCCACACGUGUUCUCCACAGCCUGUUCUCAAAGGUGAGCCAGUACUCGGAGCUCACGAGCCACAGCAUGAGACUGAAUGCUUUCAUCUUCGGCCUGCUCAAUCUGAAAUCUUUGGAAUUCUGGUUCAAUCACCUCUACACACAUGAAGAUAUUAUUGCCGCAUACUACAGCCCUUGGGGUUUCCUUCCCCUGUCACAGGGGCCGUGUCAGCCCCUCUUUGAGGAGCUCCUCCUGCUGCUGCAGCCUCUCUCACUGCUCCCCUUUGACCUGGACCUGCUGUUUGAACCACAUCUCCUCCAAAAGGGACAAGAGCAGCUUCGUCGCAAAGAGCAGCUCUGCUCUGCAGGCCAGAGCGUCGACCAGUCGAAGUGCUCCACCUUCCAGCUCAUGAGGGGGUGGAGCAACACUGUCAGUGAGAUGGUCAAGGACUCAAGCGCAGAGGUGAAGAAAGAGAAGGCGGGGCUCAGGCGAGAGGGAACAUGGCCAAGGAUGGAGGGAGUUGGAUCGAGAAGAGAGGCAGCAGCGGGGAAAUCGAUGCUGAGGAAAGAGAGCGUUACAGCUCGGAGCAUGACAGCUGGGCCUGAUUGCAGAGGGACAGUGAAGGAAGUAGGGUUUGCACAUUUAUGGAAGGAGAGGGGGGUCGAAGGGCAGAGGGUGAAAGGUGUAGGACAGGAGAGCCAUGGAGAAUAUGAAGAUAAAAAGGAGAAGGACAAGAGGAAGGAAAAAGACAGAUUUCCUGCAGAUGAAGGGCGUCAGCGGCAAGACAGGCAGGCCGGCUGGUGGUACCAGCUCAUGCAGUCCUCCCAGGUCUACAUCGACCAAUCCACAGAGGGGACAAAGUUUGUUAAGACCGAGAAGAGGAAGAAGUCAUCGGAGAGACGACAGGGCCAAAUCCCACCCACAAGAGAGGGAGUGGUAGAGGGAGCGGAGGCCACUCAGGAAGGUGAGGGCAGGAAGAGCAGCAGCAGUAGCUUGAGCGGGGACUCAUCUGGAUCCAGGGGGCGGCCUUCAUGGAUGGGCAGCCCCCCAGAGUCUGUCCUCAACCAGGAGAAUCACACCAACCCUCUGGAGGUCACGGUGACUGGGAGCCACGGCGGAGCCCAGGCUGAGAGCCCCUCACAGGGACAGAGUCUGCGCUGGAGCAGGCUCUUUGGCUCUAGUGUCGGUUCUCCCUCGAAAGCAGAAGGAGGUGAACAGAAGCCAAAAACCCAAAAGACCAGACCUCCAUCGGGCUGGCUCGGCUUGGAUCGGUCUGUUCUCGACCUUGUAGCUUUGACCAUUGGAGCAGGCCCCGGAAAAAAGGCGGAGCUUCCUGCCACACCAACUCGCACCCAAAGUACAGCUCCACCAGCGUCGACGUACCCAGCUGAGGCCAAACUACAGUCCAGCUGCGAAGUACGAGCACUGUGCCACCACAUCGCCACCGAGCCCGGACAGCUGAGCUUCAACAAGGGCGACAUCCUGCGCGUUCUGAGCAAGGCUGACCCCGAUUGGCUGCUCUGUUCCCUGGGCUCCACCCGGGGCUUGGUUCCAAUUGUCUACGUCACCCUCAACAGCAUGGAGGACAGCCAGGAUGCCCCUGGUUUCGGGCAAUGCUGAGCAAGAGAAAACUGUCCGAAAGGUGAAGCCAAACAGACAUGGAGGGUAUCCCUCCCGCACACGGACCGAACACAAAAACCUGUUUUCGUCUGUAAUUUAAAGGGAAAAAAAGACAAAUCAUUGUAGUAAAGCUGGAGAGGAUGCAGACAUGACUGCGAGGGCAAGCAUGCAGGCUCAACCACAAACAGACAUCUGCUUCAAGGGUACACCCAGACACGUAUGCAUGCAUACAUCCAAAAAAACAAAAAAGCACCCCACAAAGAUCACAAACAAACCCAAAGACUCUCAAGCGCUUCUUUCUCUGCCUCUCCUCCUAGCUUAGCAAUGUGCAGGUCCAGUCUAUUUAUCAUCCAGCUCUAAUUUCAAAAAAAUAGGCGGAUCUCUCGUGCUCCACACCUGGCUGCACUGUGCUGUACAGCUGUGCCACACGUUGAACGCGCCGCUCAAACGAUCGCCCUCGGUGCCGGCGCAGGUUAGUUUGACGUCCUCUUGUAAACUUAGUGCUAAUAUGAUCUUUGCAUUCGUGUAGAAACGAGUGAGUCUUUGCUUUUUGGUAAGAUUGAUAUGAAUGUAAGAGCUUUUGGAUAAAUGUUCUGUGAUUCAGCAUAUUUUUAUUAUUCUAAUGAGACGGUGGAGAUCUGCACACGAGCUCGUGACAGCAGCUGUUCAGACAUUCAAAGUGAAAAGAGAGCAGAAGGAGAAUCGGCUUUUUCUUUUUAUCCUCCGUUUUGUUUGAUCUGCCUUCGUUUAAGCGUGAUUGUUGGAUGGAUAGACAGUCAAAGUAAUCCUCCUUUCCUCACAGCUGGGAUAAAACGAUGGUUGACACCGAUGACUUGCAUGAAAUCUCUCAAGCUUUUGCUUUUCCUUACCGUCCUAUUUCCCCCUCUCCUCACUCUCACAUCUAAGAAGACUUGACAACCUGUGAGGAUGGCAGGACUGAGCUGGUGGGAACACGGCCCGAUUUAUUGGUACAUACUGUAAAUGCAUUAGUGACUUAAACGUCUGAUAAAUUCUAUUUAUUUAAUAAGUUGAGGGAAGCACCUAAAUGGAUGCUUACAGAAAACAUGGAUGUCAAAUGAAAGCAAAGCAUAGCUGUGCAGGUGCCUUUGGAAAUGGGGAUGAUGGGAUUUACCCCAGCAUGGAAGUUUAUUCCGGUUCAAAGUGCAAAGAUCUCAUUCAUGCCUUAAAGCACAAGUGUCGAACUCCAGGCCUCGAGUGCCGGUGUCCUGCAGGGUUUAGAUCUCACCCUGGGUCAAGUCGAGUUCAUUACCAGGCCUCUGGGGCCAUUUAAAUCAGCUGUGUUGGAUCAAGGACACAUCUAAGACCUGCAGGACACCGGCCCUCGAGGCCUGGAGUUCUACACUUGUGCAUUAAAGAGUGUAGGUGGGGGGGGGGCACCUGUCCAGCUAUUUGUCCUGAUGGUGUAUUUUGUACGUGCUCUGACAUGUCUAAUGCGACGCGUCCUCCAGAUUUGUCUGCACACGUUCACGUGAAAGAAAAGGAGAUCUGUGGUGAUAUUUUUGAUGUUUAAAGGGAAACCCCGACACAUUGUUUGUGAUGGAGGCUCUGUGGGGGUCCUGUUCAGGUGCAAAAUGUGGCCUUAGGCUCAAAAUGAGUUGAUGGAGAACUAAAAUUCCGACUGUAUACUUUAAAUGUAUACAGAAGGCCAGUCUGGAAAAUUAUAAAGAGGUCAAAUUAAUGUACAUAUAUUAAAUAAAUGAAUGCUUGUGUAUUUUUUGAAAAUCUCACAUAGGAUAUAAUUUCACCAUUUCAGUUUUCCGUUGCUGUAUAGUUUUUAUUUUUCUGUAAGACUUUUAACAUCUAAUUUCAGCGAGAUGAUUAACAUUUCAUCCAAAUGUAAAUAUAUUUAAAACCCUCCUGAAUUAAUUUCUGCUGUAGAGCUGUACGUACAAAUGUUAUUAAAGGUUUCUCAGUGCAUUUUAUGUUGACUACAGGAAGCGAGCAUAAGCUUUAGUCUCACUGCUAACCAACCUGCUGACUGUAAGUUGCCCGUCACGUUGGAGGAAGGCUUGCUGUUCGUUGACAUCCUGCUCAGAGCUCACCGGGGACCGACAGAAAUAAACACACAGUAAUUAAAACAGAGACGGGCGAGGGAGGCCCAGGGGGCCAGAGGCAAAGAGAGACUUCUUUUUAGAAUUAAGCAUUUAAUUAUCUGGGAUGUUGUGCAUUAAAAUACUUGUAGGAGUGACAUAAGAGAGAAGGAAAGAAAGGAGUGAUCUUUGUUUCUCUCGUCUGUUUUCUCCCUGCAUUCUCUCUCCCGGCUGCCUGUAAAUACCUUCAGCAUCAGUGACACUGCUCUUCUCUCUGUGUCCAGACUAUAUGAUGUGUACGUAUGACAUUAUCAAACUACUAUGGAUGUUAAAUAACAAAGUGCUCAUGUGAUCACAAA
Haplochromis burtoni (Burton's mouthbrooder) is the source of this 7443-nucleotide messenger RNA. It is a transcript of the gene rusc2, whose product is annotated as RUN and SH3 domain containing 2. Gene Ontology annotation, molecular function: protein binding. Gene Ontology annotation, cellular component: cytoplasmic vesicle. The record is from RefSeq and is a predicted model, not a curated record. NCBI's taxonomy places the organism in Eukaryota, Metazoa, Chordata, Actinopteri, Cichliformes, Cichlidae.